Molecule: messenger RNA, 423 nt
Organism: Laccaria bicolor S238N-H82
Lineage: Eukaryota; Fungi; Basidiomycota; Agaricomycetes; Agaricales; Hydnangiaceae
Exons: 3
Coding region: 39-326 (95 amino acids)
Biological process (GO): GPI anchor biosynthetic process
Cellular component (GO): endoplasmic reticulum membrane; dolichol-phosphate-mannose synthase complex
Source: RefSeq, a predicted model, not a curated record
CCACCACCACCGACGACGUCAACGUCAACGACAGCAGCAUGGCUCGUGCACACCGUGUAGCGGCGAUCUCGACGUUUUGCUUGGUUCUCUAUCUCCUUGCAUACUUCCGAGUCGUCAGCGUCCCAUUCAUGGAGGAGAGAAUAGCGGAUGAGAUCCUGCCCGUCAUCCCAUGGUGGCUGUUGGUUUCAUUCGGGUCUUACUCUCUCUGGUCACUAGGCUGGGGGCUAUUCACCUUCAGAGACUGCCCUGAAGCGUAUACGGAGCUGUUGCGGGAGAUAGGCGAAGCCAAGAACGACUUGAGAACGCGUGGAGUAACAGUGGACUGAGUUGAUAAGCAAGCGAACUGCUGUAUUCUAUCGUUCAUCCAAGUAUCUUAGCCUUCUGAUAAUCUGAUUACUGCUUGCACCACCCAAUUGGGCCAUC